UAGAAUACACAUGUAGCUACUGCUAUUAUAUUAAGAUAUCAAUGUUUGUGAUGAUGAGAGCAAUGGAUGUAAUCACACUUGUAUCAAUACACAAGGAAUUUAUGAGUGUCAUUGUAUGGAUGGAUUCCAUUUAAGAAAUAACCAAUGCCAAGAUAUUGAUGAAUGCAAUAAUACAAAUGGUGGUUGUCAGCAGUUGUGUACAAAUACAUUUGGAAGCUAUUAUUUGUUCCUGUAAUACUAGCUUUAAUCUAAGACACAACUCUUUCUGUGCAGAUGUUGAUGAGUGUUCUACUGGUACCAAUAAUUGUAGUCGCAAAUGUGUCAAUGCAAUUGGCUCAUUUCACUGUGAGUGUUUAUCUGAUGAGGUAUUGUCUGAUGAUAGAGUUAGUUGUAAAGUAGCUGGUGGUACUUCAAAUGCCAAUACUUCAAAUCAAUUUGAAAACUCUUUGUACUACACUGUACCAUUACUAGUUAUAUCACUUAUAGGUAGUAAUCAAUUUCACACAUAUUUUUCUACUUUGUGCAUGGCAACUGUCUCCAUUCAUGAUCAUCAUAAUUAUGAGGAAGUUAUGUUUUAGCUAAUUUUAUUUGCUGCUAUUAUACCAAGCUACCUACAUGCAUUUACUGUUACAGAGCUAUUUUUGUAAUUUUUGACAUCAUUUAAUUUUUUUAUUGUUUUACUUUUAUUGAUGU
Amphimedon queenslandica is the source of this 693-nucleotide messenger RNA. Its product is annotated as matrilin-4-like. The transcript has 5 exons. The record is from RefSeq and is a predicted model, not a curated record. NCBI's taxonomy places the organism in Eukaryota, Metazoa, Porifera, Demospongiae, Haplosclerida, Niphatidae. Gene Ontology annotation, molecular function: calcium ion binding. Bases 159 to 578 code for a protein of 139 amino acids.